Oryza sativa Japonica Group (Japanese rice) is the source of this 1974-nucleotide messenger RNA. RefSeq lists its product as uncharacterized. Lineage: Eukaryota; Viridiplantae; Streptophyta; Magnoliopsida; Poales; Poaceae. The record is from RefSeq and is a predicted model, not a curated record.
AUUGGGAGGUGAGGUUAACUAGGUUGAGGUUGGGCGAGAGAGGGAGGAAGGGAGGCGGCGCCGGCACCCCCCUCCCCGUCCCCGGCCGCCGCGCCCCCCCCCCCCCAAGCUUCCCUCCCUCCCUUCCGCAAUCUCUCCUCUCCUCUUGGCGACAGCUACCAGGAAACAAGGAAGGAGCAACGCAACAGUGGGAGGGAUUAAUUAAGCUUACCGGGCUUGGCUGUCAAUUUGACCUCUCCAAUUCCACCUCCACAGGGUAGGGCAACACGAGGCCGGAGACUAAACAACAAUCUGAUUAUUCACAACAACUUCUCUCCUCUCCAUGAUGGCUUCGCUCCACCGCCCCCUCUCUGCCAUGGCAGUUGCCGCCUUUGCCGCCGUCUCCUCCCUUGAGCUGCCUGACAGGCUGUCUCACCACAAGUUGCCUGACACAACCGUGGAUGCCGAAGCUGUCGUCUCGAUUCCAGCCAGCAGGCCCGAUGUAUCAGCAGCACCUUCUGCUUCUGCCAUGUCUCGCCUGCACUUCCUGCCACGCAAUCUGCAGACUUCGCACCCGGCUAAGGCGCCUCCUGCAUCUUUGCCUGUCAUCCACACGGUUUACCACUAUGCAAAGUUUGCCAAAUACUACUCGGAAGAGGAGGCAGUGACGACUGCGAUGCCAUCCUCGUCAUCGCCGGAUGUUCUGUACCUCUGGCAUCUGCCGGACCCUAAGGUCUGCGGUGACUCACAUGGCAAGUCUCAGACAGUGGUGGUUCUGCUCGGGUGGUUGGGCUCGAGGCAGAAGCACCUCAAGAGAUAUGCCGAUUGGUAUACCUCCAGGGGUUACCAUGCAGUGACCUUCACCCUCCCCAUGUCUGACAUUGUUAGCUACAAUGUUGGAGGGAAGGCUGAGAAGAAUGUAGAGAUGCUCUCAGAACAUCUCGCUGAUUGGGUUAGCGAGGAGGAUGGGAAGAAGAUUGUUUUCCACACCUUCAGUAACACUGGCUGGCUUUGCUAUGGGGUGAUACUGGAGAAUUUACAGAGGCAGGAUCCUUCUGCAAUGGACAAAAUUAAGGGCUGCGUAGUGGACUCAGCGCCUGUUGCUGUCCCUGAUUCUCAGGUUUGGGCUUCAGGCUUCUCAGCUGCUAUCAUGAAAAAACACAGCGUAGCGGCAAAAGGAGUGAAACCAAAUGAUGCAAGGCCCGAUGUCCUAGUUGUGGAGUCUAACAAGGAUCAUCCCAAGCCAGCAGUUAGCGAGGCCAUUCUACUUUCAGCGCUGGAGAAGUUGUUCGAUGUUGUUUUAAACUACCCAGCCAUCAAUAGGAAGUUGUCGGGUGUGAUGGAGCUAUUGUCGUCGAAGCAGCCAAAAUGCCCACAGCUGUACAUAUACAGCUCUGCUGACAGGGUAAUCCCGGCCAAGUCGGUGGAGUCGUUCGUGGAGAGUCAACGGCGAGCCGGGCAUGAGGUGAGAGCAUGCGACUUUGUGUCGUCGCCUCAUGUCGACCACUACCGGAGCAAUCCAGAGCUGUAUACCUCUCAGCUCACUGAAUUCAUGGAGGACUGCGUGUUGGCCCGCUGCCAGGCGAAGGAGGAGGAGGAGGAGGUCACCAACUAACUAAGAUGAUGAUGGUGGUGAUGUGCAACUGCCAUAAAAUAGAGAUAGGCAUACAUACCAACUGUUAUUUUCAUUCAUUCUUCACUGGCGCUCAAUUGCAAAGAGAAAAAUAGGUGCCAGGAGAGGAGUAUUACUAGUACUUUUUUUUAGACAGGAGAGCGAGUACACUACUGUUUUCUUUCGUCUCGUCUCAUACUCUCAUUGGUGGGAUUGACUUUCAAUCAAUUGUAAACACGUUGCUAGAAGAAAACAAAAAGGAAAAUGGUGGUUACUGACUCAUUGGUCUAUCUGUUUAUCACUUGUUCCUUCCACUGUAGGAUUAUACUCCUUUGGCACAGCACGACAUGCUAGUACUAAUUUUGUGAUGCAAUGAAUUGUCA